Molecule: messenger RNA, 1533 nt
Organism: Penicillium macrosclerotiorum
Lineage: Eukaryota; Fungi; Ascomycota; Eurotiomycetes; Eurotiales; Aspergillaceae
Exons: 3
Coding region: 1-1533 (510 amino acids)
Source: RefSeq, a predicted model, not a curated record
AUGAAAAAGAUCAUGGUCACAGUCCUGCAACUUGAGCAUGGCCUCAUAGAUGUAUCCCGUGUUGACAAUUGGUGCCGCUUUGGUCCAGGAACCCGCUCGGACAAGUGGGGAUCUCGCGAAGAGGCCAGCGCCAGAGCGCUACAGGAAUCCACUGUGACCGCCGGCAACGAACGCCUACUGCGCUCACACCAUCGCUCGCUGGCGCCCUGUCCCUUCGUGUACCAGGUCACCGAGGCCGACGAGAAGAAAAUCUGGGUAGUGAGCGUUGGACCGAACGUACCGAUCUACGACACCCACGCCGGCGGUCGCGAGAUUCACAUCCAUCCGGAGUAUUUGCUGCCCCAGCUGUCGCAGGUGUACAGUGGAAGUCGCAAGGAUCCCCUGCAUCGUCGAAUCAAUCCGCGACGGUUUCUGCCCCCGUCAGACUUGGAGCUGUUACGUCGGUUUUUUCCCUCGGCGGUCGGCGCGCGGGUCCUCAUCUCGGGGUUCAUCAUUGUGUUGUUUGACAAUCGCAAGGAUAUCGAGGCGUCAUGGUUGGAAGGCUGUGUACCCUCCUUUGGCCUUCUACGGCUGGGUUAUGAUGUCGCGGUACAUUACCCGACUGAGACAGUUAUGGAUAGCGGGAAUGCAGUCUCUAGCUCUCCGGACGAGACUGAGUCCGCCACACCCUUGGGUUUGAAGCUGAAAUUCCCAAAUGGAUCGCAAGGCAUUGCGGUGCCGACUCAUGCGUUUGUUGACGUGAAAACACCCCAGGAGAAUAUCUCGCAAAAACAUGAGAGCUGGCUGAGCAAGACAAAGGCUACGUUCUCGAAGGCCGCUGUGAUGAGAGUCAGGGAACGUAUCAAGAUGGGAACCCCCGUUGACUCAGCGCUUGGAAAAAGUGUCUGGUUUGUGCAGGAGCCAAAGGAGAAAAUUGGAAACGUCACGACGACUUACGACCAUCACAUCGCCCGCAUGUCCACUUUUCCACAAACCAUCGAUCACGACACGUCAAUUGUGACGGGCGAUCACCUGCCGAAGGUGUUGAACCCCCCGCGAGCCCCUAGGAUCAUCGGCUGGGGCGACUAUCGACACACGCUGGACGGCCACCUCGUCUUCGCCAUGGCCCUCAAUGCACUUUCGGAGAAUUCCAAGGCAAAGAAUCGCAGAGAUCCAUUUGGGACCAUCCAGAAGGCUAUCGUCGAGGGCACCGAGUAUCUCUGGAACCGCAAGACGCGUACGCAGUCGGCCGCUAUUUUGUGGCGCGCAAUGCACGAUGGCACCGAAAUGGAAGGUCUAUCUGGAUCGGUGUUGUGCCUGGGCGAAUCCACUGAUCCGAACUGUCGUGCGGUGCUGUUGAAGCAUUUUGAGACUCCAAUCUGCCCGCCACAUUUCCAUGAGACGGAAAACGCUACGGCCCAUGGGGAUUUUUCUUGGUCCAGUAUAAGCGGUGGGUUUGUGCUUCCUCCCGAGAUUCGAGAUGCGCAGAUUAUCUGCGAGACCGACGAGUCGUCUGCUAUUCCUUUAGACGAACAAACGUGGGAUAUUGAAUAA